Messenger RNA from Phalacrocorax carbo (great cormorant), 1180 nucleotides. Lineage: Eukaryota; Metazoa; Chordata; Aves; Suliformes; Phalacrocoracidae. The record is from RefSeq and is a predicted model, not a curated record.
UUAUGAGACUCCGCCCACGCUUGGCCCCGCCCCUGCCCCGGUGGCCAAUGGCGGCGACCGCGCGCCCAGCCUGCUCCUCCCCACGCCCCUCCCGUCAAGGUCAAGCCCACUUGACCAGCCCGCACGCCCGCCGGCGUCACUCCGUCUCCGUGACUCCGCCCCCUUGCUGGGCGCCUAUUGGGUCGUUCCGGCGGGAGGGGCGUGUCCCAGGAAGGCGCGGCGGCCAAUGGGUAGCGAGCCCCGUCAGCGUCAGGCGGGCGCUGGCGACGGCGCGGGCGGAGGGCGCGCGCACACCAUGGCGGAGUACCGGAUCCGGCCGUACCGCGACGAGGACUAUGAGGCGGUGCGGGAGAUCUUCGCCACCGGCAUGAGCGAGUACGCGCCGGCGCUGUGCCUGCACGUGCUGCGGCAGCCCUGGGCGCUGCUGGCGCUGGGCUGCACCUUCUGCCUGCUGCUGGCCAGCGCCCGCUCCCUGCUGCUGCCCGUCCUGGCCCUCACCCUGCUGCUGGCCCUGGCGCGGCACCUCCUGGGCUGCGCCUGGAGCACCUACAUCGACCGCUGCCUCGGCGACGACCUGCGGGACAUCGGGGCUUCCUACGCCGAGAGCGCCGGCGCCCGCUUCUGGGUGGCGGAGGCGGACGAGCGGGUGGUGGGCAUGGUGGGCGUGCGGCCGGCCGACGACGGCGCCGGCGGGGAGCUGGCCUUGAAGAGGAUGUCGGUGCGGAAGGACUACCGGAGCUUGGGCAUCGCCACGGCGCUGGGCCGCACGGCGCUGGCCUUCGCGCGGCAGCGCGGCUGCCGGGCCGUGGUGCUCAACACGCUGAUGCUGCAGCACGAGGCUCGCGCCCUCUACGAGCGGCUGGGCUUCCGCCAGCACCGCUGCUACGUCCUGCCCACCGUCUACGGCCGCUUGGCCAACUGCACCAUCACCACCUACCGCUACGACCUGUCCGGCGGGCCCUGAGCCCCGGGGAGGGCGGGCAUCGUGCCCCGGCACCGGCACGGCACGGUGUGAGCCCCCUGUCGGGCCGAGGGGCACCGUGGGCUGCUGCUCUUGACUGUGUCACGGUGCUGCCGCAGGGCGCUGGGUCCCCCCGGCUCGUGUCUUGCCGCGGAGCCAUGCGAGCGUUGCUUCUCAGGGAGUGUGCUGCGUGCCGGCACGGGGGUGGUACGGGGGGGU